AUGCCGUUCUACGCGAGCACCAGCCUGGAGUUUGGCCGCGACAUGCACGCCAUGAUGACGAGGCGGGACUGCGCGGCGACGCACGGCCACCACCACCAUCGCCACCACCAGCUCAAGGCAAAGGGCCCGAUGGGCAAGGGGGCGCGCCUGUACAAGAGCAUCAUGGAUGAUCUCAUGGAUGAUCUUCUGGAUGGCGCGAGAGGGGAGGAUGAGGACGUGGGUGAGGGCGAGAAGGCGUGCGGAGGCCACGGAGAGACGGGCGAGGACGAGGCAGGCGUUAGCAUCUUCUGCGAGGGUGCCGACGGGGCUGUAUACCGCCGGUACUCGUACUCAGCCCACAUGGCGAGCACGCUUGGGCUGCUCGAGGUGGCGCCGAUGGAGGAGGUGGAUGUGUGAGCGAUGUUGUUGUAUGAAAGCAGAUGAAAGAUGUCGCUAUUUCGUCGGAAUUAAUCGAUAACAUGUUCAAGGAAUUACGCUUUACUUUAUUAAACUUUACUUGGUCUCCUCCUUCUCCUUUGCGGCCUGCAUCUCCUUAUCCCUC
This is a messenger RNA of Gaeumannomyces tritici R3-111a-1, 541 nucleotides long. RefSeq lists its product as hypothetical. The record is from RefSeq and is a predicted model, not a curated record. The transcript has a single exon. Bases 1 to 396 code for a protein of 131 amino acids. NCBI's taxonomy places the organism in Eukaryota, Fungi, Ascomycota, Sordariomycetes, Magnaporthales, Magnaporthaceae.